AUGUAUGUGGAUUUCAAGGAGUUCAACUGGUACGUUUGCAUUUUGUCGCCAAUUGGCUACAACGCAUUUAAGUGUGUGGGUGAAUGUUCGAACCCAUUACCCGCUCGUCUGAACGCCACCAAUCACGCGGUUAUACAGUCGCUUUUGAACAGCCUUAAUCCGGAGAUCCCUGGGCCGUACUGCAACCAUGAUGAAAUGCUGGUGGAAGCCGGCGGAUGUCGA
Messenger RNA from Mesorhabditis belari, 222 nucleotides. NCBI's taxonomy places the organism in Eukaryota, Metazoa, Nematoda, Chromadorea, Rhabditida, Rhabditidae. The record is from the annotation of a GenBank genome assembly.